AUGCCUAACGAGACUUGUAGUUUUGAAGAACCUACUGGAUUUUUCAUAAUACAUAUUCUGUCUGGUUGUAUAUCCGCUCCAAUUUAUAUGUUGGCACUUUGGAUAUUAAUUUUCAAAAGUUCCGCCCAUUUUAAAAAUUACCGUAACUAUUUAGUUGUACAUAUACUGUCCGACCUUCUCCUAGAAAUCCACAUGGGUCACAUUUGGAAGGUUACUGUAGUUCUACCGAUUCCAAUAAUGUGCUCAAACAGUUUUACCGCUGAAUAUGCUCCAAUUGUGUUCCAGCUCCUUCCAUUUUGUAUAAUUUUCACUGGAAUUUCAGUCGUUUCACUUUUUGUUUACCGCAUGGAAGCGAGAUUCGGCAAAUUCCAGCCGUACAUGUGGUGUGACAAUUGCUUUUUCAUGAAUUUCGAUUCCAAAAUAUUUCUAGUUUUCUACGCAUUCUCUUCGAUGGCCACCAUUCUUUGUUUCUAUUCCGCUAUUAGUGCUUUAGUGAUAACCAUUAAAGUUCUAAACUCCAUAAAAACCCAAUUAUCGGAUAAAACAGCUGCAAUUUAUAGGAAUUUUCUACGAAGUUUGGUUUUAACAGCUCUGGUUCAUAUUGUAUGCAUUUUGAUCCCCUUGCUCGGGUUCUUACUAGCCAUCUCUGUAAUGAUCAGAUUGUCUCAACUUCCAUAUCUCCCAUAUAUCCUAGUUAUGAUAAUCCAGGAACAUGAUGCCGCGACUACCGUAACCAUGUUUUUAACUAACAAUUUAUUACGGAAAACUAUGAAAAAAAUGUUGUCAUUCAAAUUUGAACACAAUACGAAUACAUAUUGUUUUGAAGGGAACCUCUAA
Molecule: messenger RNA, 837 nt
Organism: Caenorhabditis briggsae
Lineage: Eukaryota; Metazoa; Nematoda; Chromadorea; Rhabditida; Rhabditidae
Exons: 5
Coding region: 1-837 (278 amino acids)
Source: RefSeq, a predicted model, not a curated record